GCUACGUAUGGGCUCUGCCUCUGCUGACACCAAUCUUCCAUGUAUCUGCCGUAUGAGAUAGCCAAGCCCUUGGUGAUAUUCUGAUCGUCUUGAGAGCCGCAGCUAUCUGUGAAACCUGCAAUUCUCGGCAUUAGUUCGUCGUAGUUUUAUUGCCUCGUGCGACGGUACGCAAGCCAACACCAUGGCCCGUGAAGACGAUGUCGAGACACAAUCAAGGCAUGAUGAAAACACGCCGCUUCUAGUAGGAGAGCAAUCGGAGCCGCCCCGACUGGAACUGCAAGAAAACGACAAGAAGCCGACUGGCUGGUACCUAUGGAGGCUCUUCUGGGCUAUUCUUGCCGCCCUUGUCCUUGCCGUGUUUAUCAAGGGCUGGAUUGAUGCCGAAGGCGAUGUCAACUUUGACUUGGAGAAAGCGCUCAAGAAAGCGCUUGGAGGCGGCUUGAGCGGCGCGGCUGCCAUGGUUCUACAGGUCCUGCUUCUAAUGCCUCUUCGGACUAUUAUGAACUAUCAAUACCGCUUCGGAACCUCCUUCACUAGUGCUACACAAAUCCUCUACGCUGAUGGAGGAUUCGGCCGAUACUAUUCGGGACUCGGAGCCGCACUUAUACAAGGACCUGUGGCGAGGUUUGGCGACACAGCUGCCAAUGCUGGAAUUCUUGCCUUGCUGCAGUCGAACUCAUACCUGAAAGACCUGCCUUCGCUUGGCAAGACUGUUUUUGCCUCUCUUUGCGCCGCCGGGUUUCGCAUGAUCCUUACACCUGUUGACACCCUCAAGACUACCCUGCAGGCACAAGGACCCAGCGGAACUGCUCUGCUUCGACAACGCAUCAAGCAACAUGGAGUUGGAACCCUGUGGUGGGGAGCGUUUGCUACUGCAGGAGCAACAUUCGUGGGCCAUUAUCCCUGGUUUGCGACGUAUAAUCUGUUGACAGAAGCCAUCCAAGAACCACCAAAGAGCGACCUAUUUCUUUGGUUACUGCGUUUGGCCUUUAUAGGAUUCGUCGCAUCUGUUAUAUCAGAUUCUGUGUCCAACUCCUUGAGGGUGAUAAAGACCUACCGACAGGUCAAUGAUACCAAAGUGUCUUACGGAGAGGCUGUGCGACUGGUGGUUAGAGAUGACGGAGUAUCAGGGCUGCUUGGACGCGGACUGACGACACGCAUCUUGAGCAAUGGUCUCCAGGGACUGCUCUUUUCCAUUCUAUGGAAGCUAUUUCUAGAUAUCUGGGAACAAAGGACAAAGUCCUAGCGGAAAUUAACGUGUGAUUUUUGGGAUUCUUCGACUGAACACGCAUGCAUAGGCACUUUACUCAACCCGGAUCAAUGAAUGUAUAUGGUAAAAGACACAAUAGAUGGCAGAUAAGAAGAAAGAUCAGGCGAUUGUGUCAAAGACUAGACAGAUAACACAAUGAUUAGUCGUAUUACACACGACGCCAAUAAAUGGGUGC
Molecule: messenger RNA, 1445 nt
Organism: Trichoderma harzianum CBS 226.95
Lineage: Eukaryota; Fungi; Ascomycota; Sordariomycetes; Hypocreales; Hypocreaceae
Exons: 8
Coding region: 182-1246 (354 amino acids)
Source: RefSeq, a predicted model, not a curated record